GGUUAGGUUGUUAUUGUUAUUGUUAUAGGUUCAAAUUGGGGCCAAAUUUCAUCUUUAAUGGGGGCCUUAUGAUAAACAUAAAAUGAUAUAAAUAUUCACGGAGUGCUUAUGGGUUUUCUUCUUUCGCAUAAAAUAUCUUUAUUUACUCUAAGGAGAUAUUCCAAAAAAAUAAUGAGAUAUUUGAAUGUUGCUGAAAAAAAUGAUGCAGCAAAGGGAAUAUCUGCUAUUCUUUCCAAAGGAGCCUCUAAUAGGAGAGAAGGCUUAUCCAAAUACAACAAAAUUUAUGAGUUUGAAGCAACAGUAUUUGGUCAUAGGGCUAAAAUGAUUAUGACUUCUGUGUCAGGUCAUCUUUUAGAUUUUUCUUUCCACCCAUCUUUUCGUAACUGGGAGUCAUGUAAUGCUUCAGACUUGUUCGACGCUCCUAUUCAAGAAAAUUGCAUAAAAGACUAUGAAAACAUCCAAAAAACGCUUGAAAGGGAAAUAAGAAGCUGUGAUGGCCUUAUAUUAUGGACGGAUUGUGAUAGAGAAGGGGAAAAUAUUGGUUUUGAAAUCAUAAAAGUAUGUAAAGAUGUUAAAGCCAAUAUCUCUGUCUUUCGUGCCAAAUUCUCGGAGAUAACUGGGCCUUCAAUUUUUAGAGCUUUAUCAACAUUAGGACAACCCAAUAAAAACAUAAGUGAUGCUGUGAAUGUGAGAAAAGAAUUAGACUUAAGAACUGGAGCUGCCUUUACUAGAUUGCAAACUCUCCGCUUGCAAAAAGCUUUUCCAACAAAAUUAGCUAAUAAAAUUAUAAGUUAUGGAUCUUGUCAAUUUCCAACUUUGGGUUUUGUUGUUGAUCGAUAUUUGUCAAUAGAAAGUUUUAUUCCUGAAACAUUCUGGAAAAUAAAAAUGAAUCAUAAGAUUAAAGAUAUGACAACUGAAUUUAUUUGGAAAAGAGAUCGUUUGUUUGAUAAGAACGCUUGUGAAGCUAUAUUAGAUAUCUGCAAGGAGAAUAAUUUAGCUAAAGUAGAUUCAGUGGAAAGUAAAAGCAAAAGUAAAUGGCGACCACUUCCUUUAGACACAGUGGAAAUGGAAAAAAAUAUAUCGAAAAAAUUAAGAAUAAAUUCCAAAACCGCAAUGACGAUAGCUGAGAAAUUAUACGUGCAAGGUUUCAUCAGCUAUCCCAGGACAGAAACGAAUAUUUACCCUAAAGAAUUGAAUCUAAGCAAUAUUGUGGAACAGCAAACAAAUGAUGGAAACUGGGGAUCAUUUGCACAACGUAUUUUGAGCGAAGGUGGUCCUACUCCAAGGGCCGGAAAAAAGUCGGAUCAGGCCCAUCCCCCAAUUCAUCCAACAAAAUAUGCCCCUGGUUUGAGUGGCCAAGAAAAAGCCGUUUAUGAAUACGUCGUAAGACAUUUUUUGGCAUCAGUUCAUAAAGAUGCUCAGGGCUUCGAAACGACCGUAACUGUUGACAUAGCCGAUGAAAAAUUCACUGCCAAAGGAUUAGUUAUCCUAGAAAGGAACUAUUUAGACGUUUAUAUAUAUGAGAAAUGGCUUGGAAAAGAGAUCAAUAAUUAUCAACAAGGGGAUACUUUUACUCCUACUACAUUGGAUAUGGUAGAAGGAAAUACAUCACCACCCAAAUUGUUAACUGAAGCAGAACUUAUUGCUUUGAUGGAUAAGCACGGAAUUGGCACUGAUGCCACACAUGCGGAACAUAUUGAUAAGAUACAGAGGAGGGAGUACGUCGGUUUACACGAGAAUACGUAUUUUGUACCAGGCACUUUAGGGAUGGGCUUGGUUGAAGGCUAUAAUAACAUUGGCUUAGAAGUUUCACUAGCCAAACCCACUUUACGGGCAGAAUUUGAAAAAGAUCUGAAGUUGAUAUGUGAUGGUAUAAAAGAUGCAGAAUCUGUCAGAAGGGAGCAGAUAGCCAAAUACAAGGCCGUUUUCCAGACUGUGGAAAAUAAAAUUCUGGAAAUCGACCAGAGCUUGGCGAAUCGAUUAGGAGAUAGACCAGUCCAAGUGCAACAUACGCCAGCACAAGAUUCUUCUAGACCAGUUUUAAAAUGCCCCAAGUGCGACGAUCUCUUAUUUUUCAAGAAUAGAAAAACUGGAGCUGGGAAAUAUCUGUCUUGUGGAGGUUACCCCCGUUGUAGGAAUGCUGCAUGGCCAUCUGUGGUUAUUGAAAGUGUCGAAGUAUUGAAUGAACAUUGUAAUAAUUGUGGACCAGACACAAAAAAAGUUAAAAUGAAAUUCAGGCAGAAUCCUUUCAUAGGAGAACCUAAUCCAACUGUCGUUUGCAUAGGUGGCUGUGAUAUUAAUGUUCUAGAAUCAUUAGACAUACCACUAUCUUCAGUGAGGAGACAAACAAAUAAUUCUAAUGCUGAAAGAAAUGCGUUACAACCUAGAGACAGUUUACAAGGAGAUACUCGAAGAUCCAGUAGUGGUUGGAUUGCACCAAAUCCUCCAACAUCGUCAAACAAUGCUUCAGGAAGAACAAGUGUUACGAUUCCCGUACAACAAUCGUUUAAUAACAGUCUUCGGAAUCAGGGUGAUUCCAACACCGAUAUAGUCUGUCAAUGUAAUAACGCAGCAGUUUUGUUGACUUGUCAGAAUGGUGAAAACAGAGGAAGAAAAUUUUACAAAUGCCCUAACAACAUCUGCAGUUUUUUCUUAUGGCAACAGAAUAGUGCUGCGGCAUCUACAUCAUCUGAUACGUCCAACAUGGAUACACCUACUAAUAGUGGGAUCGUCACAUGUAGAUGUAAUCAACCUGCCAAAUUGUGUACUGUGAUGAAACAAAACGAAAACCAUGGCAGAAAAUUUUACGCUUGUGCUAAACCACAAUCAGAGGGAUGUAGAUUCUUCAAGUGGGCUGAUGAUGUGGAACAAACGAGAAACGAUGACAAUCCUUGGGAUGGUGGGGGAGGUGGAGGGGGCCCUUCAAGCGGAGGCAGUAGAACACAGAAUUCAAGAAACAAUAAACCUCGAAAUAGGCCUUAUGAUAAGAACAAUCAACCUAGAGCUAAGAGAAAAUGUGGAAUAUGUGGACAGGAAGGUCAUACUAGACAGAGAUGCCCUAAUUCAUAGAAUUCAAUAAAAUUUUAUAUUUUUUAUAUUAGAGUAAGAAUGAAGUCAAACUCCAUUGUUAUCUGUUAUCAGAAGCUUUCCUUAGUUUUUCAAUCUCCCUCUGUUGGAGAUGGCUCUCAGCUGUUGCUUGUGUUAGCUGAAAAAUCAGAAGAAUAUACAAUGAUUGUCCGAUUUUAUGGUAUAAAAGUUUUAUAUCUUCAUUUUGCGAUAAUCUGAAUGAAGGAAAAAUAUAGCGUUUUCAAUAAAA
Coccinella septempunctata (seven-spotted ladybird) is the source of this 3316-nucleotide messenger RNA. Its product is annotated as DNA topoisomerase 3-alpha. Gene Ontology annotation, biological process: DNA topological change. The record is from RefSeq and is a predicted model, not a curated record. The transcript has 15 exons. Bases 109 to 3069 code for a protein of 986 amino acids. Gene Ontology annotation, molecular function: zinc ion binding; DNA topoisomerase type I (single strand cut, ATP-independent) activity; DNA binding. Gene Ontology annotation, cellular component: nucleus. Lineage: Eukaryota; Metazoa; Arthropoda; Insecta; Coleoptera; Coccinellidae.